Medicago truncatula (barrel medic) is the source of this 1612-nucleotide messenger RNA. RefSeq names its product phosphatidylinositol/phosphatidylcholine transfer protein SFH2. The transcript has 10 exons. The record is from RefSeq and is a predicted model, not a curated record. The coding region runs from base 185 to 1177 and encodes 330 amino acids. Lineage: Eukaryota; Viridiplantae; Streptophyta; Magnoliopsida; Fabales; Fabaceae.
UGACUGACUGACUUCUCAACAAAUUUAUCUACCUCUUUCUUAAGUUGUUGUUGUUCAUAACAAACAAUAUCUAUACAUACAUAGAUAGAUAGAUUACUUCAAUCAAUCUCUUUUUGUUUGUUUCUCUCUAUUUCAUUUAUUUUUUUACUAAAUAACACUUUUGAACUCAACUCAAAGCAAUAAAAUGGAUGCUAUGAAUCAGUUGCAGGAAUUAAUCAUCAAAGUUGACCACCCAUUGCAGACAACUUUUCAGAAUGUUCAUCAAGGAUAUGUCACUGAAAACUUGACUCGCUUUCUAAAAGCAAGGGAUUGUGAUCCUUCUAAGGCUUAUCAAAUGUUGGUUGAUUGUUUAAACUGGAGAGUACAAAAUCAGAUUGACAAUAUAUUAUCUAAACCAAUUAUUCCUGCCCAUUUAUAUAGAACAAUACGUGAUUCACAACUCAUUGGAUUGUCCGGCUAUACAAGAGAGGGUCUUCCUGUCUUUGCAAUUGGUGUUGGGCUUAGCACAUUUGACAAAGCAUCGGUCCAUUAUUAUGUGCAGUCUCACAUUCAAAUGAAUGAAUAUCGCGAUCGUGUAAUCUUGCCUUCCGCAUCAAAGAAGCAUGGGCGGCCUAUUACCAAUUGUGUAAAGGUUUUAGAUAUGACUGGCCUGAAGCUCUCGGCCUUGAAUCACAUUAAGUUGUUAACUAUUAUAUCAUCCAUCGAUGAUCUGAACUAUCCUGAGAAGACGCAUACUUAUUUCAUUGUAAAUGCCCCAUACAUAUUUUCAGCUUGUUGGAAGGUUGUGAAACCACUUUUACACGAGAGGACAAGAAGAAAAGUGCAGGUCUUAUCAGGAUGUGGACGAGAGGAGUUGUUAAAUAUCAUGGAUUAUGCAUCUCUGCCACAUUUCUGUAGAAAAGAAGGCUCUGGAUCAUCCAGACAUUCAGAAGGUGGAAGCGAGAAUUGCUAUUCCUUGGAUCAUCCCCUCCACCAACAGCUUUACAACUACAUCAAUCAGCAAGCUAGACUCCGUGAAGCUGUUGCACCCAUCAAGCAAGGAUCAUUUCAUGUGGAUUUUCCAGAACCUCCGGAUGUGGAUACAAGGAUUGCCAAGACUAUAGAGUCAGGGUUUGAUAGCCUAACCUUGAAUGGAAAUAAGGAACGAUUGAACAAUUGGACUGGAGCACAGGCCUAAUCCAAGACAGCUCAAGCCCAGGAACAAGAAGGAAACCCACCAGCUGAAGACUAGUUUAACAACUCAAAAAAAGGAAAUGAAACGCUGCUAAAAUAAGGAAGAAACAAAGGGUGUGUGACCCCAAACUUGUAGGAAACUGGAAUGGCUCAAUGAUUUCAUGAUAGGAUAUAUUAAUAGAUUCUCAUAGUUAUUUCAAUUUGUAUCUUCUUUUUUAAUUUGUUAAUUUGUAGAGUGAGGCCUUUAGUAGUGUGGAGAGGGAAUGAAAAGACAGGUCCUUUUUUGGGAAGGGUAUGCUAGAGAAAGAGUUAUAUUUUGUAAGGAAUUUGGCACUGACUUGAAGAGUGUGCAACAAUACAAUAACCAUCACUUACAUCACAGUUCCAAAAAUUUGAGACUGGCAAUGCAACUAAUACUUUUUUCAUUUUAAAUUUUAAA